Messenger RNA from Adineta ricciae, 2280 nucleotides. The record is from the annotation of a GenBank genome assembly. NCBI's taxonomy places the organism in Eukaryota, Metazoa, Rotifera, Eurotatoria, Adinetida, Adinetidae.
AUGAUGUUGCAAAUAGACGAUGUUGCAGUGCGUUCCCAAUGUUUAUACGAAGACAGUAUGCUUCGACCUGUAUUUCUUUUUAAAAUAUUAUUGUUAUCAUUAGUUAUUAAUUUCAUAUUUAUUCUGUAUCUACUAAUACGAAAUGCCAACCAGCAGUUAUUUAUAAGUCGAAAUGAUGUUAAUCAUGAACGUUAUCAGGAUUAUGCCUUUCGUGGUUUUAAUUUUAAUCCCGUAUCAAAUGGCAUCAAACUUAUUCCUAUGCCGGCAUUCGUUCGCACUGAAUAUUCCAAAUUCGUAAUAACCGACCAAUUUCGUCUAGUCUCAAAUGAAAAAUCUUCGAAGUAUCUUGAUUUAGCACUUAAGCGUUAUUCGACAUACAUCUCAACGUUAACAAAGCUUUCAAUAAAAGUCGAACUAGCUUCUUCGUCGAACCCUGAGAACAGACUAACUAUCUAUUGCGGUUCGCAAAAUUGUAAAAGGGAUAGCUAUCCUGAACUCAACGAAGACGAAUCUUAUAUACUCAAUGUCACAGAGACUGAAUCGUCGCUAUCAGCAAUUACAUUGACAGGUAUCGUUCGAGGCCUUUCAACAUUCGUCCAACUGAUCGAACGAGACAAGUCAUCAGGCACAGUUUUUAUUCCCUGUGUGAAUAUCGUUGAUCGACCCCGAUUUCCAUGGCGUGGUCUAUUGCUGGAUGUUUCUCGACAUUGGAUGCCGAUACCAGUCAUCGAACGAACAUUGAAUGCAAUGGAACUGAGUAAAAUGAAUGUUCUUCAUUUGCAUCUGUCAGAUGAUCAAGGUUUUCGUGUUGAAAGUCUGGUAUAUCCAUUAUUACACGAUCGAAAAGAUUACUUUAGUCAAAAAGAUAUUCGAUAUCUGGUGGAUUAUGCUGCCCAGCGACGUAUUCGUCUGAUACCCGAAUUUGAUAUUCCAGGUCAUACGACAAGUUGGUUCGUUGGCUAUCCUAAUUUAGCUGCUGAGCAAACUCGAUAUGAAAUAAGUAUACGAUGGGGAAUGUUAAAAUCAACUAUGGAUCCAACAAAAGAAACGACAUACACAUUUAUCGACAAAGUCCUCCGUGAAAUGACUGAAUUAUUUCCAGACCCGUAUUUUCAUAUCGGCGGUGAUGAAGUUGAAGGUACUCAAUGGGCACAAUCGCAAUCCAUUCAACGAUUUAUUCAACAACAAAACUUAAAAGAUAAGUACGGUUUACAAGCUUAUUUUAAUCGACGCGUUCAAGCCAUGCUGAAGAAAUAUAACAAAGUGAUGAUUGGUUGGGAAGAAAUACUCGAUCAAGUUGGUGAAAAAUCAGGCCUCGAUAAAAAGGCAAUUAUACAGUCAUGGAAAAGUCGAAAGUCUCUCACUGAAACAAUUGACAAAGGCUAUCGAGGUUUACUUUCAACUGGCUAUUACCUUGAUCACCUUUCUUCCACAGACUUUCAUUAUAAAAACGAUCCGAUACUAGAUGACGAACUAUGGUUAUUCAAUAAAGAACAACAAAGUCAUAUUCUCGGCGGUGAAGCUUGCAUGUGGAGUGAAUAUGUCUCACAAGAUACCGUCGACUCUCGUUUAUGGCCACGCUUAUUAGCUAUUGCCGAGCGUUUUUGGUCGCCGUCGUCCAUGAAUGAUACACUAUCCAUGUAUGAACGUCUGUUUCGUAUGAAUCAUUUACUCGAUGAUUUACAAAUCGGUCUUACGCAUUUAUCUCUAUACAAAAGUCGACUAGAGAAUUUAUUCGGUGAUUCCAAUAAAAAGAAGGACCUUCUGCAUCCGCUAAUGAUUUUAGCUGAUGCUUGUGAACCAGGUGGUUUUGAACCACGUGCUCAAAGUCAAAAAUAUCACGCUCUUGUUCCAUUGACAACUUUUAUUGACGCUCUUCAGGCUGUGAGUGAACCUAUCUGGAAAUUAGAAAAUUCUCCUAUUAACCACAACGUUUUACAUGGUGUGUUUCAAAAAUGGUCUCUCAAUCACAUUCGUCUGAACUCUCUCUUCGAUGAUCCGAACAUCGGUAAAAUAAAACAAGUGUGGGGACAAGACAUCGAGCAGCUCUCGAAAAAUCUUGCUCAGGUCGGUCGGAUCGGUUUGACAGUGUUAGAUUACGGUUCGAAACGAGCCCAACAUCAGGACAAGAACAAUUCGAUGAAUUCCUGGCCGAUCUUGACUUGGAUCCAAUAUUAUAGUCAACAAUUAGAUCAAUUGGAAAAUCAAGUGAUGGAAGUGCGCUUAGUUGCUGUGAGACCUGUUCGCCGCCUACUUAAUUCUAUUAAAAUAUUUAUUUGA